Molecule: messenger RNA, 1361 nt
Organism: Humulus lupulus (European hop)
Lineage: Eukaryota; Viridiplantae; Streptophyta; Magnoliopsida; Rosales; Cannabaceae
Product: adenine phosphoribosyltransferase 3
Exons: 6
Coding region: 418-966 (182 amino acids)
Biological process (GO): adenine salvage
Cellular component (GO): cytoplasm; cytosol
Molecular function (GO): adenine phosphoribosyltransferase activity
Source: RefSeq, a predicted model, not a curated record
GUCUUGUGCAGAGAGCCCUCUUCUUCAGUCUUUCAUUUCACAACGAGACAUACUCUUCCUUUAUCUCUAUCUAUAAAUACCUUCUCUCUCUUGUCUCUGUACCUUCUCUUCCCCUAUCUCUCUCAUCCAUUACUCUCUCUUUCUCUCUCUAUCUCUGUUUUGUCAUUCUGCUGUGAGUACAAAUAGCUAUAACGUCUGUACUGGUGAUACUGGUGGGAGAAACGUGAACAAGCAGAGAGAGAGAGAGAGAGACAGAGGGAGUUUCAAAAAGAUUUUUCAUUUUUAUGUUUUUCAAAAAAAUUAAUAUAAAGGAAGAAAGAUAGAGGGGAAGAGGCAGUGAGAGUAGUGAGGGAGUUCUUGUUUUUCUUCGGGUAUCUCUCUUUUUUUUUCUCUCUCUGGAUAUAACACAAACACACAAUGUCGGCUUACAAAGAUGAAGAUCCUCGAAUCCAUGGCAUCAAAACUAAGAUUCGUGUCGUCCCAAAUUUCCCUAAACCUGGUAUUAUGUUUCAAGACAUAACAACUUUACUACUUGACCCAAAGGCCUUUAAGGACACAAUCGAUUUAUUUGUUGAGAGAUACAAAGGCAAAAACAUAUCUGUGGUUGCAGGAAUAGAAGCUCGGGGUUUCAUUUUUGGUCCCCCCAUUGCAUUGGCAAUUGGAGCAAAGUUUGUUCCACUGAGGAAACCAAGGAAGUUGCCUGGUGAUGUCAUCUUUGAAGAAUAUACUUUGGAAUAUGGAAGGGAUCGGCUUGAGAUGCAUGUUGGAGCGGUUAAACCUGGUGAACAUGCUUUGGUAGUUGAUGAUCUAAUUGCCACCGGUGGCACACUGCGUGCUGCAAUGAAUUUAUUGGAACGCGUCGGAGCUGAAGUUGUGGAGUGUGCAUGUGUUAUUGAGUUACCAGAUUUACAGGGUCGAGAGAGAUUGCAUGGGAAACCACUGUAUGUGCUGGUGGAAUCUCACUAAACUCUCCUCAAGAGUAUUAGCUAAACCAAAACAAAAAAACCUUCACCUGUAAUGCUGCAGAGCAUAACGAAAAUGUACAUUCAGAGGCAACAUUAUUGGCUGCUGCUGCUACUACUCUUCUGGGAUCUAUCUGAUUGUAUUCGCCAUCCAGCUUGCCGAGUUCUUAUUUGACGAUUACUGAAUUUCCAUUUAUUUGAAAGAAAGAAAAAAAAAUUAAAAAAACAAGUGUUGUUGGUGUCAUGACGAUUUGGUCAUCUAGAAGCAUGCUGUGCAAAAUCAUGGGAAAGGGGGUUUGAUUUUGUGGACUUUUUUUUUCCUCUUCAAAAGAAUUUAUUCAAGACAUUGAAUCUGAUGAUGGUGCAGCAUUUAUCCUGAGUGCCUUUUUAAUUUUUCUA